AUACCUGGGAUCAAAGCCUGCUAUAUAAAGUCCUUGAUUCUGUGUGGGUUCAAACACAUUUCAAAGCUUCAGGAUCCUGAAAGUUUUCGCUCUGCUUCCUGAAGACCUGAACACCGCUCCCAUAAAGCCAUGGCUUGCUUUGGCUUCCAGAGUCAUGGGGCUCGGCUGGACCUGGCUUCUGGGACCUGGCCCUGUACUGCCCUGUUUUCUCUUCUCUUCAUCCCCGUUUUCUCUAAAGGGGUGCACGUGGCCCAGCCCGCAGUGGUGCUGGCCAGCAGUCGGGGUGUUGCCAGCUUCGUCUGUGAAUAUGGGUCGUCAGGCAAAGCCGCCGAGGUCCGGGUGACGGUGUUGCGGAAGGCAGGCGGCCAGCUGAACGAAGUCUGCGCCGCGACCUACAUGGUGGAAGAUGAGCUGACCUUCCUGGAGGAUUCCACUUGCACUGGCACCUCCAGUGGGAACAAAGUGAACCUCACCAUCCAAGGGCUGAGGGCCACGGACUCCGGGCUCUACAUCUGCAAGGUGGAGCUCAUGUACCCGCCACCCUACUAUGUGGGCAUGGGCAAUGGAACCCAAAUUUACGUCAUUGCUAAAGAAAAGAAGCCCUCUUACUACAGGGGUCUAUGUGAAAAUGCCCCCAACAGAGCCAGAAUGUGAAAAGCAAUUUCAACCUUAUUUCAUUCCCAUCAAUUGAGAGACCAUUAUGAAGAAAAAAGACUAUGUUCCAAUUUGUAAGAGCUGAGGCAAUUCUAACUUUUUGCUAUCCAGCUAUUUUUGUUUGUUUGUGUAUUUUGGGGGAUUCAUCUCUCUUUAAUAUAAAGCAGGAUGCAGAACCCAAAUUAAGCGUACUACAAUUUAAAACAAAGGAGCAGAAAAACAGAGCCGGGCUGGUUCUGUCACAUCUGAUCCAAUUUUAGUAAAAGCCUCACUUGGGAGCAAUAUUGGGUUGCAGCAUUACAAUGUGGAGUCAAGACGUAAGUUAGGGAAUGGUACAGUCCCAAGGAAGCAAAGGAAGAAUUAAGAGCGAGGAUGGUAUUGUAUACAUCUUGUAUUUACCUGUGAGAAGUUUAUAGCUGAAAUGAUGUUUUCAAGUAAAAUUUUUAUGCUGUGUUAUUUUUCUUAACAAAUAUAUAAUUACAUAAAGACUUAAAAAAUACCCACAUGGCUAUAUUUUAGCCAGUGAUUCCAAAGGUUGUAUUGUAACAAUAUGUAUUUUUUAUUUGAUAGUAUUGUGCAUGGGGGCCACAUGUGCUUUUGUGUAUUUGCUGGUAGUUUGAGUAUAAACACUAUAUGGCAGUGUCUUCCCACCAUGGGUUCAGGGGAAGUUUUGUGGAGAGACUCAGGACACUAAUACACCAGGUAGAGUACAAGGUCACUUGCCAACUGGCUUGGAAACUGGAUAAGGUCAUAGCUCAUUCUUGCAGACAUGUUGGGCUGAGUUGGUGUUGACAUGGGCUUUGGGCUUUUAUGCCAACUCCUUCCACUGGUUUGCAAGGAAGCCAAAGCUGGUGGUAUCUGAGUUAACUUGAUAGAGCACCAUCAUCGUCGAGAAAAUGGCUCAUUUCAGGAGUCUUGUGGGUAUGAACCUCAAGGAAGCUCCAGUUCCAUGGGGGCCCCAAUUCCUUACACAUGGUUAAUGCCACAGACAGAAAAAAGCAGCAGAUGGCAGAACAGGAUGCGAGGGUCUCUGAAAACUAACACUGUUGGUGUUUUUUAACUUGAUAUUUUCCGUGAAAAUGCAACAACAUGUAUAAUAUUUUUAAUUAAAUAAAAAUCUGUGGUGGUUGUU
Molecule: messenger RNA, 1786 nt
Organism: Aethalodelphis obliquidens (Pacific white-sided dolphin)
Lineage: Eukaryota; Metazoa; Chordata; Mammalia; Artiodactyla; Delphinidae
Gene: CTLA4
Product: cytotoxic T-lymphocyte associated protein 4
Exons: 3
Coding region: 130-654 (174 amino acids)
Biological process (GO): immune response; regulation of T cell proliferation; negative regulation of regulatory T cell differentiation
Cellular component (GO): membrane; external side of plasma membrane
Source: RefSeq, a predicted model, not a curated record